ACAACCACAUUUUAUUUAUUUCCGUACAUUUCAAAUUUGUUAUUUCUUUUUUAAAAAAAUGUCUCAAGAAGACAACAACGUUGAAGUGGCUGGCGGUGAUGACGACAUCGUUGAUCCAUGGAACGUUCAGAGCAAAUCUGAGACUGGGAUCGAUUAUGAUAAACUUAUCAACAAGUUUGGAUGUCAACGAAUUUCCGACGAGCUUAUAGCACGCAUUGAACGUGUUAUCGGAAAAAAGGCACACGCUCUCUUGAAACGUGGCGUGUUCUUUAGUCAUCGCGACCUUGAGUUCAUUUUGGACAGGAAGGAAAAAGGUCAGCCCUUCUACUUGUACACGGGAAGGGGACCUUCGUCAGAAUCGAUGCAUUUGGGACAUCUCAUCCCAUUCAUUUUUACAAAGUGAUUACAGGACGCAUUUGACGUCCCACUCGUUAUUCAGUUGACUGACGAUGAAAAAUUUAUUUGGAGAAACGACCUUACGAUUGAGAAAUCAAUGGAGUUGGCCAAGGAAAAUGCUAAAGAUAUCAUCGCUUGCGGAUUCGACAUCAACAAAACUUUCAUCUUUUCAAAUUUUCGAUACAUCGGUCAAUCUCCAGAAUUUUACCAAAAUAUUCAACUAGUCGCGAAAAACGUGACCUUCAACCAAGCCAAGGGAUGUUUUGGGUUUAAGGAGGGUGAUUCAAUUGGAAAAAUUCACUUCCCGUCCAUCGAAGCAGCACCCAGCUUCUCGGGAAGUUUUCCCUUCAUUUUCAACGGGAAGAAAGAUAUCCCAUGCCUAAUUCCGUGUGCGAUUGAUCAAGAUCCAUUUUUUCGCAUGACACGUGACGUUGCGCCACGCGUCGGUCUGCAUAAACCUGCCCUGAUUCAUUCAGUCUUUUUCCCUGCGUUGCAAGGAGCUCAGAGCAAAAUGUCGGCGUCAGAUGAAACUUCCGCCAUUUUCUUGACAGAUACGCAAGAACAGAUUAAGGAUAAGAUAAAUAAGUACGCUUUCUCCGGGGGUCGGGCUACAGCGAUGGAACAGAGAGAAUUUGGUGCAAAUUGUGAGAUCGAUGUUUCCUACCAAUAUCUCAAGUUUUUCUAUCAUGAUGAAGAAAAGUUGGAGGUUAUGCGUCAAGAUUACACGAGUGGUAAAAUGUUGACCGGGGAGCUUAAAGCGGUUCUCAUCAAGGAAUUGCAAGAAAUGGUGGCAGACAUUCAGAAACGUCGAGCAGUGGUGGAUGACGCUCUUGUAGAGCAAUUCAUGACGCCAAGACCUUUACAAUAUAGUUUUUGAACGAGUUUGUUA
Folsomia candida is the source of this 1285-nucleotide messenger RNA. Its product is annotated as tryptophan--tRNA ligase, cytoplasmic-like. The record is from RefSeq and is a predicted model, not a curated record. The transcript is spliced from 9 exons. Gene Ontology annotation, biological process: tryptophanyl-tRNA aminoacylation. Gene Ontology annotation, cellular component: cytoplasm. Gene Ontology annotation, molecular function: tryptophan-tRNA ligase activity; ATP binding. NCBI's taxonomy places the organism in Eukaryota, Metazoa, Arthropoda, Collembola, Entomobryomorpha, Isotomidae.